AUGAGCUUCCACUACGCUGAUGCUCUCGAGGAACAUAACUGGAUUGGCGGAGGACUCGACGCUUAUAUCUACCACGUCACUCCAACUAUUGUGGUGAAAACUGUUCGUCGCGACCGAACCCCUGAAGAAAAGGCAGCGGAGCAUCCUUUCCUCAAGGAGAUCGCGUUUUACAAACGUCUUAAUGAGUGCCGGGAUCGAUGUCCGAAUAUUGUUGAAUGUUUUCUCAUGCUCCCGGACUAUCUUUUUCUAUCAUAUUGCACGCAUAAGGCAAUCGCCCCUCGCUUCUAUGAACGCCAGGAGCGAGAGACAGGAACAAAUGGUUUUCAUGGGCGUCUUAUCAGGGUCAAGGAAUACGAGGAUCCUGCUCUCAUCGCUCGGUGGAUACAACAAAUCAGCUCUGCUCUUGAGAACUUCAACUUGAAGCUGGCUGAUUUUGGUCGUGCCACCACCAUUGGACAGCCACUUGAAGGCACAUACGGUCUCUGUUCCGCCAGAACUGAACAGUUUGCGCUUGGGACACUUCUAUACUUUAUGGUAUAUGGCCAUGAACCCUAUGACGACAUUAUCCUCAGCGCCGCAGAAUGGGAUCGCCGAUUUUGGGAAAUGGAGUUUCCAGAACUUAACCGCAAUGAAGUUUUCGAUGGUCUUAUUUCUGCUUGUUGGCACAAUGUCUAUCCUACAAUGGCCUUGCUAGCGUACGACUUCAAGCGCAAGACAAAGGAUAUGGUCUGGAAUGCAGAAUACAUCUUCAUUGACUCUGCAAAGGAGACAAAGACCUGUGAAGCAUUGGUUUGCAGAGGCUUGCUGGGACCUGAGUUGGCUCUCUGCUUUCAGCCGGCCUGGCGAAGAUACCUACAUGCUAUUGUGAAGAGAAGCAUACUCAUUGUCUUAACCCUAAAAAAGGACAUGUUAUGGUACGGUGGCUGUUUCAUUCAACUUCGCGAUUUUCAAACAAGAGGUGCUCUUGUCUUGUUCUAUUUCCUAUCCUGGGCGAAGGGGGCAGUGAUUGGCACGGGCGGCUGCGGUAAUGGGGCGCCAAAGAUCGAGAUGGACUGCGGCACUAAGCCUGACACGGAUUGGUGCCAUAACAUCUUGCUCCACCCUCGCCCUCAGCAAAGCAGGUAG
Aspergillus thermomutatus is the source of this 1125-nucleotide messenger RNA. RefSeq lists its product as uncharacterized. The transcript is spliced from 4 exons. Lineage: Eukaryota; Fungi; Ascomycota; Eurotiomycetes; Eurotiales; Aspergillaceae. The coding region runs from base 1 to 1125 and encodes 374 amino acids. The record is from RefSeq and is a predicted model, not a curated record.